AUGGUGACUGAAAGAGGCGCUGCUACACCGUCGACAGCUGCAUCGGGUGAGGCGCCAAGUGAAACGCUGCUUCUAGGUGAAUACAAGGUGUCUUUGCAUGCUCGUAGCACCAUCUACACCGCCUGCUUUGCGGUGCCGAUGGCCAUUCUCUUCCCUAUUGCGUACAAGAUGCGCGUUCGCUCCAUCGACGUCUACGGGUAUCUCUUCCACAGAAAUGACCCGUGGUUCAACUACCGCGCCGCCGAGUACAUGUCCGCGCACGGCUGGUCCGCCUUCUUCAGCUGGUUCGACUACAUGAGCUGGUACCCGCUGGGCCGCCCCGUUGGCACCACCACGUACCCGGGCCUGCAGCUCACCGCCGUUGCCAUCCACCGCGCAUUGGCGGCUGCCGGGGUGCCGAUGUCUCUCAACAACGUGUGCGUGCUGAUCCCCGCGUGGUUUUCACUCGUCUCUUCGGCGAUGGUGGCGCUGCUGGCACACGAGAUGACUGGCAACAUGGCAACGUCCAGUAUCUCGUCGAUAUUAUUCAGUGUGGUGCCUGCACACCUGAUGCGGUCCAUGGCGGGCGAGUUCGACAACGAGUGCAUCGCCGUUGCAGCCAUGCUCCUCACCUUCUACUUGUGGGUACGCUCGCUGCGCACGCGGUGCUCGUGGCCCAUCGGCAUCCUCACCGGUAUCGCCUACGGCUACAUGGUGGCGGCGUGGGGCGGAUACAUUUUUGUGCUCAACAUGGUUGCCAUGCACGCCGGCAUAUCAUCGAUGGUCGACUGGGCUCGCAACACGUACAACCCGUCGCUGCUGCGCGCAUACGCGCUGUUCUACGUUGUCGGCACCGCCAUCGCCACGCGCGUGCCGCCUGUGGGGAUGUCGCCCUUCAGGUCGCUGGAGCAGCUGGGUGCGCUGGUGGUGCUCCUCUUCCUGUGCGGGCUGCAGGCCUGCGAGACUCAGCGCAGCAGACUCGGAGUGGAGCGCUUUUCAACGGAGGGUGUGUCGCUGCUCGUCCGCAUCUACGCAGCCUUCUUCGUGGGCAUCGUUGCGGUGGUUGCCAUGGCCCCUGCCGGGUUCUUCAAGCCGCUCUCCCUGCAGGCUCACGCGAUGAUAGCUGGGGCACAGCCCACGGGGAACACACUUGUAGACAUGCUGAUUGCGAAAGAUGCGUCCAGCUUACUUGUGGCAUGGGAACUUCUUCUCUUUCCCUUUUUUGGUUGGAUGGUCGGCAUGGGCGCCUUUCUUACUGAACUGGUCCAAAGCUUCACGUACACAAAGAGUUUCAUGUUGAUGUACGGCGCAGUUGGUAUGUAUUUCGCGAGUCAGUCUGUGCGAAUGAUGGUGAUGAUGGCACCUGUAGCGUGCAUUUUUACUGCCCUCCUGUUCUGUUUGGCGCUGGACUACGCCCUCGGGGCGCUGUUUUGGGCGGAAAUCCCGCCCUCCAUUGACAGUGACGCGCAACAGGAGCUGCAUCAGCAGACAGCUGAGGCGGCGAAGACGAAGAAACGUAAGCAGGAAGAGUACACCACCAUGCAGGUCAAGAUGAUUUCGGUACGCAUGAUGCCCCUCAUGCUGUUGGUCUUACUGUUCCGCUUUUCCGGGUUUAUCGAAGACGUGGCAGCGAUAUCGCGUGAGAUAGAGGUGCCGGGCAUAGUGUUCCCCGGCAGCAUGGUGCAGGGCUUAUCGGAUGAUAUGAUUGACGACUAUUAUGCAGGGUAUCUAUACCUGCGCGACAACACGCCAGCGGACGCGCGCGUGCUGUCCUGGUGGGACUACGGCUACCAGAUCACAGGCAUCGGCAACCGCACCUCGCUGGCCGAUGGCAACACCUGGAACCACGAGCACAUCGCCACCAUCGGCAAGAUGCUGACGUCGCCCGUGGCGGAGGCGCACUCACUGGUGCGCCACAUGGCGGACUACGUCCUGAUUUUUGCCGGAGACAUGCACUUUUCGGACUUGAUUAACUCACCGAUGAUGGCGCGCAUUGGCAACAGCGUGUACCACGACAUCUGCCCCAACGACCCGCUUUGCAGUCGGUUCGUGUUUCAGGAAAAGCGGAAAAUCGCUCCAGCAAGGAGCGGUCGACACAUCAACUUAGCCAAGCUGGGCGACGAUGAAGAGGAGACACAGAACGUGGAGUAUGAGCCGUCGCCACUCAUGGCCAAGUCGCUCAUAUAUCAUCUGCACUCCGCAGGGGUGAAGGAGGGAGUCACGCUGAACGACAAGCUCUUCCAGCAUGUCUACACCUCCGCACACGGCCUCAUGCGCAUCUUCAAGGUCAUGAACGUGAGCGCGGAGAGCAAGAAGUGGGUGGCUGACCCGGCAAACCGCGUGUGCCACCCGCCUGGGUCGUGGAUCUGCCCCGGGCAGUACCCGCCGGCGAAGGAGAUCCAGGAGAUGCUGGCGCACCGGUACACCAGCCUCAAGGACCUUGUGGAUUCCAUGAGCGACUCGGAGCGGGAGGGUACGUUGAACGGAGAGUAA
Molecule: messenger RNA, 2472 nt
Organism: Leishmania braziliensis MHOM/BR/75/M2904
Lineage: Eukaryota; Euglenozoa; Kinetoplastea; Trypanosomatida; Trypanosomatidae
Product: oligosaccharyl transferase-like protein
Exons: 1
Coding region: 1-2472 (823 amino acids)
Cellular component (GO): membrane
Molecular function (GO): oligosaccharyl transferase activity
Source: RefSeq, a predicted model, not a curated record